GAGUGUAUCGUUUCGCCUCUUAUUAUCUUCAAACUGCGCAGCUUUCUUUCUCUCUCUCUAUCAAAAAUCAAGAUCUUCUAUGGCUUCUAUUUCCGAAGAAUCAAGUCAUAACAAUUCCAAGACGCCAUCUAAACCAUCGCGGAUGAUCAGAAUAGUUGGAAAAGUUAAGGGUUUCACAGAUCUAGAAAAUGGACUUCAAAGCGAAAGACCAUUGCCGUGGAUUUCCGUUAGCAAGACAGAUGACAAUGAUACCUCCGAUGGAGUAGUGAUCUCUUUCCGCGAUCAAUCUGGCAGCUUUAAAGAGUCAAUCAAGCUGGACCACUGCUAUGAACAAGACGUGGGAAAUGAAGAUAUGUUUGUAAAAGAAAUUAAGCCUUUAGUUUCAGAAGUAUUUGAUGGUCAAAAGUCUACAGUUAUAGCAUUUGGAGCUAGAAGCAGUGGCAAGACUUACACAAUUCAGGGUUUUGAGGAAAAUCCUGGUUUAGCAGCCUUAACAAUGGCUGAAGUUCUCUUGAUGGCCGAGAAAACUGGAAAUCUUGUUGCCGUGUCUUACUAUGAGGUAUUGCAAGAUCAUGUAUACGAUCUUCUACAGACUGGCCGACCAGAAAUUCAAGUGUUCGAAAAUGCCCAAGGCAAAAUUCAGUUCAAGGGGCUUUCACAGGUCAAUAUCACAUCAUUUUCUCAGUUUAAGAAGUUAUAUUUUACGGGCAUUGUCCCUCGCAAAACACAACAAAAAGUGCCAUUAGAGCUGCCACAAAUGAGUCAUAAGGUUCUAGUUGUUCUUAUUUCCUCUGUUGAUGAGAACUCAGCCAAUAAGCCAAUUGGAAGGAUAAACUUUGUUGAUUUAGCAGGUUAUGAGGAUGCUAGAAGAAAGAGUUCUUUGGGUGUCAACAAUGUUGAUAGUACUAGAAUUAACAAGUCUUUAUAUGCUCUGCUUAAAGUUUUAUACUCUUUAAAUGCCAAUGAAAUCCGAGUUCCAUAUCGAGAAAGCAAACUGACUCGUGCAUUACAAGAUUCCCUUGGUAGGAAUAAUAAAGUGUUGAUGAUCACUUGCUUGAACCCGUUUUUUUGCCAUGACUCUUUACAUGCCAUGAUUUCGGUUUCCCGAUGUCGGGUUGUAAAUCGAGUGGUCGCUGAAUCUACAAAGACAGUAGGAAGUGUGUCCAAGCAACCAGUGGUCGCUGAAUCUACAAAGACAGUAGGAAGUGUGUCCAAGCAACCAGUGGUCACUGAAUCUACAAAGACAGUAGGAAGUGUGUCCAAGCAACCAGUGGUCGCUGAAUCUACAAAGACAGUAGGAAGUGUGUCCAAGCAAAGAGUGGUCGCUGAAUCUACAAAGACAGUAGGAAGUGUGUCCAAGCAACCAGUGGUAGCUGAAUCUACAAAGACAGUAGGAAGUGUGUCCAAGCAACGAGUGGUCGCUGAAUCUACAAAGACAGUAGGAAGUGUGUCCAAGCAACGAGUGGUCGCUGAAUCUACAAAGACAGUAGGAAGUGUGUCCAAGCAACCCGUGGUCGCUGAAUCUACAAAGACAGUAGGAAGUGUGUCCAAGCAACGAGUGGUUUCUGAAUCUACAAAGACAGUAGGAAGUGUGUCCAAGCAACCAGUGGUUUCUUCAUCCAGUAAAGGAAAGAUUGGGAGUCUUACAUUAAAGAAGCAAAUCAAUUCUCAAUCAUACAACUUUGAGAAGAAGGCUAAUUCUACAAUUAAAGGAAGGAGACUUUUUAGUGAAGGCAAAGCUACGACGAAUACUAAUAAGGAAAAUGUUUCGUUGAACAUGACAACUUCAGAUGAACAACAAGCACCUGCAAUAACAGUCUUUGAUUCAACAAGUGCCUCCAUCUUGAACAAAGAUGAACCAGUUUCAGUAGUUACUUUAGAUGAUCCUACUCCUGAAAAUGAGGAUAAUUCUCAGAAGGCGGAGAUUAGUCAUCUAGAAGUCACUCCCAAGAUUAAAUGCAAUAAUAAUUCAUCGAUUCUUCCGGAAGAAGGUGAAUUUAUUACUAAUAAGGAAGAAGAAACAAGUUUAGUCAUGAAUGAAGAUGGAUCACCAUCUCUUAGUUCUCUAAUAGAGAACCUGUCCAAUACAUUGAAGGCCCUUGAUUCUACUACAACUCCACUAGAAAUUAAGAUGCCAUACAAGAUCAAUACUGUAUCAAGUAUAUAUACAGAUGCUAUGGAACCUAAAACCCCUGUUUUUCAACAAAAUUCCAUAUGCAAAGGGAGUUUGACUAAUAAUAGUCCUUGGGGAAGGUUAAGUGCUCGUAGCACAGGAAUGAAAGAAGUCCUUGUUGAUGAGUACCUCAAUUUCUUAAACACUGCAAGCAAGGAGGAACUGAAAGGGUUACAGGGUAUUGGUGAAAAGAGGGCAACCUACAUUCUUGAACUUCGUGAAGAGUCUCCGGAACCUUUCAAAGAUCUUGAAGAUUUGGAGAAUAUUGGACUUUCAACUAAACAGGUAACAAACAUGAUGAAAAAAAUGGCAGGAGAGAUUUUCAGUUAGUUUUUUUUUUUAAUCAAGUUAGAAUAGUGGCUAUGGGAUUUGUUUUGUUGGCAACUUCAAGUUGCCAUUGUUAAAAAAAAUAUUUACUCUCUCCAUUGGGUUGUUUGCCACUCUACUAAGAGAUAAUGAUUGAUGUAUUCUAUAUGAAAUUUAUUAACUC
Impatiens glandulifera is the source of this 2663-nucleotide messenger RNA. RefSeq names its product kinesin-like protein KIN-10B. Gene Ontology annotation, molecular function: microtubule binding; ATP binding; microtubule motor activity. The transcript has 16 exons. Bases 80 to 2503 code for a protein of 807 amino acids. NCBI's taxonomy places the organism in Eukaryota, Viridiplantae, Streptophyta, Magnoliopsida, Ericales, Balsaminaceae. The record is from RefSeq and is a predicted model, not a curated record. Gene Ontology annotation, biological process: microtubule-based movement; mitotic spindle organization.